Desarmillaria tabescens is the source of this 633-nucleotide messenger RNA. RefSeq lists its product as uncharacterized. The transcript is spliced from 2 exons. Lineage: Eukaryota; Fungi; Basidiomycota; Agaricomycetes; Agaricales; Physalacriaceae. The record is from RefSeq and is a predicted model, not a curated record. The coding region runs from base 209 to 565 and encodes 118 amino acids.
ACGAAAUUCCUUAAAAACCGUGACAUCAUUAUAUGGUGUGCGAAGCUCAUGCGGAGCGACGUCGAUAUGUUGAAGUUGCUGUAUACGCAAAUGGCGCGGGCUGAGGAUCGUCAGACGAAAAUCCGCUUGUCCGCCAUUUCCAAGCUUAACUACGUUCGGGGCGAGCUUUACCCUAUUGAGGAUGGACUUGUGAAGAAGAGAAGGGACGAUGAGGCGGACACUGGAGGACUCUCUGACUACCAAAAGUUCGUCCUUGGAUUUAAUUCUGAGCGAGCAGUCCAAGUGGUAUCGUGAUGAGAUUACCGGUACUUUCGACCUCGACACAUUCGAAAUCACCUACCUUCCUCCCAUGAAAUCAGUCGGCAAUUCCACCGCUAGGCUCAAAGCCGACGAACUCUUGGGCGACGGUCAGCAACAGAUUGUCGAACAUCACCGUACCGAGAAUCUCUGUCCCCUCUUCAGUCGAUCAAGUCUUCUCUACAAUCCCCACCGCAUUACAACCUAUGUCGAGAACAUGCACCGAGAUCUUGUACUCAUUCGAGGCGCAAGACGCUUGUGUUUGUAACAUGACUUGCUGUUGACCUCCGUGUUGCUCGAUGUUGCAAAGGAUUCGCUGGCGUCUUCGUUUGAGAU